Molecule: messenger RNA, 404 nt
Organism: Dicrocoelium dendriticum
Lineage: Eukaryota; Metazoa; Platyhelminthes; Trematoda; Plagiorchiida; Dicrocoeliidae
Source: the annotation of a GenBank genome assembly
UUGCUGAACAUUUGAAGAUACUUCAGACAGUGUUGGGACAUACUGGAUCGAAUGGAUUGAAACGGAAGAAAUCUAAAUGUCAUUUAUCUCUCAACGAUGCACAGUGGUGGUGAUUCGUCAGCGACUACUGGAAGACGGCUGAGUGGAUGCGCACAGCAGUGUGAAACACAAGAGCAGUUUAUAAUACCUGCCACACUCAGCACAAACAUGACCGCGGAAGAAAGGCGGCACUUUAGACGUUUCAUCAACUGCAUCAGCCAAUGCGAGUACGGAAUGACCAUUUAUCCUUAAGCUAGACUUGAAGGAAAGUUAACUGCACCACAUACCUAUGCGAUGAGCACUACCGUUAUGUGUGUUAACCUUGCUGUGUUAUGUGUCAAAAGCAAGUAAAACAUUUAUAAGUA